AUGGCUCCGCCAGUAUUCCCAGACAUUUCUAAAAAUGCAAAUGGUUUGUUAACUAAGGACUUUUACCAUUUGUCAAAAGCCUCUUUUGAUGUGAAGAUUGCUGCGCCAAACGGGGUAGCUGUCACUCUCAAAGGGAAAACCGGUAAAGAUGACACUCUUAGCUCCAGCAUUGAAACCAAAUACUCAGACAAGUCUACUGGUUUGACGUUAACCCAGGGCUGGAAUACCGCCAACUCUCUCAAUACCAAGGUUGAAAUUCCUGAUUUAUUAGCCCCGGGUUUGAAAGCGGAGAUCUUGACCUCGGUGGUGCCAAACAGUGCCAAAAGCGCCAAGGUUAAUGUGUACUUUUCCCAGCCAAAUGUAAAUAUUAGAGGGUUUGUUAACUUGUUGAAAGGUCCAAGCUUCAAUGGUGACUUCACUGUCGGCCAUAAUGGCUAUAUUCUUGGGUCUGAAUGCGCCUAUGAUUUCGGGAAAGGAAAACUUUCUAGAUACUCCAGUUCUAUUGGUUACAUUCAUCCAGCUUAUUCUGUUGGGAUUCAUGCCACUAAAAACUUUGAUGUUUUUUCCGCUAGUUACUUCCACAAGGUGACUCCUGCCGUAGAAGCAGGUGCCAAAGCCGUAUAUGAUGUGAAAGCCACCGAUGAGAAAAAGCCUGUUAGCGUUGAAUUUGCUACCAAGUAUUCCUUGGAUAAAACCUCGUUUUUGAAAGCCAAAUUGGCUGAUUCUGGUUUGGCUGCCUUCUCUUAUAACCAGAAAAUGAAACAGGGCGUGUCUUUGGGUGUUGGUGUUAGCUUUGAUGCUUUAAGAUUGGCGGAUCCAGUUCACAAGAUUGGUAUGUCUGUUUCCUUUGCCCGUUGA
Saccharomycopsis crataegensis is the source of this 858-nucleotide messenger RNA. RefSeq names its product porin. Gene Ontology annotation, cellular component: mitochondrial outer membrane. Gene Ontology annotation, biological process: monoatomic anion transmembrane transport. The record is from RefSeq and is a predicted model, not a curated record. The transcript has a single exon. NCBI's taxonomy places the organism in Eukaryota, Fungi, Ascomycota, Saccharomycetes, Ascoideales, Saccharomycopsidaceae. Bases 1 to 858 code for a protein of 285 amino acids. Gene Ontology annotation, molecular function: voltage-gated monoatomic anion channel activity.